Messenger RNA from Ilex paraguariensis (yerba mate), 2203 nucleotides. Lineage: Eukaryota; Viridiplantae; Streptophyta; Magnoliopsida; Aquifoliales; Aquifoliaceae. The record is from the annotation of a GenBank genome assembly.
AUUUCGUUUGCUAGGAAUUACGUAGCUCUUUCUCAGAGCAGACACCAACAGAACCCCAAAUUUUGGAAUUGGGAAGUGUGAUACGACAUCGGAGUCACGUGCCGGUACACGGAUCAUACUAGAUUUUGUCAUUUUGACUUAACCCUUCAAUCGAAUCGAACUCUUCGACGGCGACCUCCACCGGCAUCGAUUCCAUUAACUUCUGGGCUUGUUUAGAUUUAGAGUAGAAAGGCAGAAAUAUGGCGAUGUUCUUAGUGUCUCGUCGACUAUCAUCAGAUGGAUCGACAACGUCAUUUUUAGAAGCUUCAUUGCGUCACGCUUCUUGUUGGAGAUCAUUUUCAACGUCUUUCAGGGAGGAAAGAGAUACAUUCGGACCCAUUCACGUUCCCUCCGACAAGUUAUGGGGGGCUCAAACUCAAAGAUCCUUGCAGAAUUUUGAUAUUGGAGGCGAACGUGAACGAAUGCCUGAACCAAUUAUUCGAGCCUUUGGCGUCCUUAAAAAAUGUGCUGCCAAGGUGAACAUAGACUAUGGUCUUGAUCCAUCCAUAGGGAAAGCAAUAAUGCAAGCCGCCCAAGAAGUGGCAGAGGGAAAACUAAAUGAUCAUUUCCCACUAGUGGUAUGGCAAACUGGCAGUGGCACUCAAAGUAACAUGAAUGCCAAUGAGGUUAUUGCCAAUAGAGCAGCUGAAAUUCUUGGCCAUAAGCGAGGUGACAAAUUUGUCCAUCCAAAUGACCAUGUGAACAGAUCACAAUCUUCUAAUGACACAUUCCCAACUGUAAUGCAUAUUGCAGCUGCAAUGGAAAUGAAUGGAAGAUUAGUACCAAAUUUGAAACAAUUACACACUUCACUGCGUUCAAAGUCAAUUGAAUUCAAAGACAUUAUUAAAAUUGGGCGUACUCACACUCAAGAUGCCACACCUUUGACACUUGGGCAAGAGUUUAGUGGCUAUACCACACAAGUGAAGUAUGGAAUUGAUCGAGUCACGUGCACUCUCCCUCGGAUGUAUCAGCUUGCACAGGGUGGCACUGCUGUAGGGACUGGAUUGAACACAAAGAAAGGGUUUGAUGUGAAGAUCGCUGCAGCCGUAGCUGAGGAAACCAAAUUACCAUUUGUAACGGCUGAAAACAAGUUUGAAGCACUGGCUGCGCAUGAUGCUUUUGUUGAAACCAGUGGAGCUCUAAACACGAUUGCUGUGUCUCUAAUGAAGAUUGCAAACGAUAUACGCUUGUUAGGAAGUGGUCCACGUUGCGGUCUUGGUGAACUCAUUCUUCCUGAAAACGAACCUGGCAGCAGUAUCAUGCCUGGUAAGGUGAACCCUACUCAGUGUGAGGCUCUUACAAUGGUCUGUGCUCAGGUUAUGGGAAACCAUGUGGGUAUUACAGUGGGCGGAUCAAAUGGCCAUUUUGAGCUGAAUGUAUAUAAGCCUAUGAUCGCUAGUUGUCUCCUACAUUCACUGAGGUUGCUAGGUGAUGCGUCGGCCUCAUUUGAAAAGAAUUGUGUGAGGGGAAUUCAAGCUAAUAGGGAAAGGAUUUCAAAACUACUACAUGAAUCACUUAUGCUUGUCACAUCUUUGAACCCUAAAAUUGGUUAUGACAACGCAGCAGCAGUUGCCAAAAAAGCCCACAAGGAGGGAAGUACUCUGAAGGAUGCUGCUUUGACUUUAGGAGUGCUCACCCCUGAAGAGUUUGAUAAACUCGUAGUGCCAGAGAAAAUGAUCGGUCCCUCUGACUGACCAGCUCAGGAAGAUUCAGGCUUCUGGUUAAUAUAUACCAGUGGGAAUCGAGAAUAAAACUUGAGUGACACUAUUUUUCUUCACUUCCAUUAGACGAUAUUCUUGAGGAUUUCUCAACUGUUGGCUAGUGCCUUCCGGGCCAAUCCCAUGAUACAGGAGUCUAUUCGGUUAGUAUGGGGAAGGCCUCCGUAAUUUAAAUGCUCAUUAAAACUAAUGAAAUUAUUCAUAGAUGAGGGAGGAUCUUGGCGCAACGGUAAGGUUAUUCUAUUGUGACUUGGAGGUCACAAGUUUGAGUUGCAGAAACAAUCUUUCUGUUUACAAGGACUGCGUAUAUUUAAUUUUUCCUAGACUAAUAAUGGGAGUCUAGUGUUUACGUUUUUUUAAUCAUAAAUGAGUGUAAUUUCUUUCAAAAUAAUAAUGGAAUGGUUCUUGGAUGAGAUAUUAUAUCGAGUGUUUUUGUUUAUCUCUUG